Molecule: messenger RNA, 3021 nt
Organism: Sphenostylis stenocarpa
Lineage: Eukaryota; Viridiplantae; Streptophyta; Magnoliopsida; Fabales; Fabaceae
Source: the annotation of a GenBank genome assembly
AUGUCUAGCUCAGCAAAAAUUAUGGAUCCUGCUUUUCAGGGAGUUGGUCAAAGAGUAGGAACUGAAAUAUGGAGGAUUGAGAAUUUUCAGCCAGUUCCGUUGCCCAAAUCUGAUCAUGGGAAAUUCUACAUGGGAGAUUCGUACAUCAUCUUGCAGUUUGGUGAUAAGGAUGAGGCUGGAACUGCAGCCAUUAAAACUGUUGAACUUGAUGCUGCUCUUGGAGGGCGUGCAGUCCAGCACAGGGAAAUCCAAGGACAUGAAUCUGACAAGUUUUUAUCAUACUUUAGACCAUGUAUAAUACCAUUAGAGGGUGGUGUUGCAUCUGGGUUUAGAAAACCUGAAGAAGAGGAGUUCGAAACACGUUUGUAUGUGUGCAGAGGGAAAAGAGUUGUUAGGUUGAGACAGGUCCCUUUUGCAAGGUCUUCAUUGAACCAUGAUGAUGUAUUCAUACUAGACACUCAGGAUAAGAUUUAUCAAUUCAAUGGUGCAAAUUCCAAUAUUCAGGAAAGAGCAAAGGCUUUGGAAGUUAUACAACUCCUUAAAGAAAAAUAUCAUGAAGGGAAAUGUGAUGUUGCAAUUGUUGACGAUGGCAAGUUAGACACAGAGUCAGACUCUGGUGAAUUUUGGGUCCUCUUUGGUGGUUUUGCUCCCAUUGGGAAGAAAGUAAUAAGUGAGGAUGAUAUUAUUCCAGAGACAAUUCCUGCUCAGCUUUAUAGUAUUGUUGAUGGUGACAUUAAUCCCGUGGAAGGUGAACUGUCUAAAUCAUUGUUGGAAAACAACAAAUGCUAUUUAUUGGACUGUGGUGCUGAGAUAUUUGUCUGGGUUGGUCGCGUGACACAAGUUGAAGAACGAAAGGCUGCCGGCCAGGCUGUUGAGGAGUUUGUUACAAGCCAAAAUAGGCCAAAAGCUACUAGGAUAACAAGGGUUAUUCAAGGUUAUGAGACACAUUCAUUUAAGUCCAACUUUGAUUCUUGGCCAUCAGGAUCUGCUAAUACCAAUGCGGAGGAAGGAAGAGGAAAAGUUGCAGCACUGCUUAAGCAACAAGGAAUGGGUGUCAAAGGAAUGACAAAAAAUACCCCUAUAAAUGAGGAAAUUCCACCUUUGCUUGAAGGAGGUGGGAAGAUAGAGGUAUGGCUAAUUAAUGGAAAUGCCAAGACUGCAUUGCCAAAAGAGGACAUUGGUAAAUUUUAUAGUGGAGAUUGUUACAUUGUUCUGUACACUUACCACGCUGGUGAGAGGAAAGAAGACUACUUCUUGUGCUGUUGGUUUGGCAAAGACAGCACCGAGGAGGACCAAACAACAGCUACUCGGUUGACCAAUACAAUGUUUACCUCAUUAAAGGGUAGACCUGUACAGGGUCGCAUCUUCGAAGGCAAAGAACCACCUCAAUUUGUUGCUCUUUUCCAACCAAUGGUGAUACUUAAGGGAGGAUUGAGCUCUGGAUACAAGACAUCAAUAGAAGAGAAAGGUGCAUCAGAUGAGACAUACACAACAGAGUGUAUUGCACUUAUUCGAAUUUCUGGAACUUCUAUUCAUAACAAUAAAUCAGUACAAGUUGAUGCAGUGCCGUCAUCAUUGAAUUCUACGGAGUGUUUUGUCCUGCAAUCCGGCUCUACAAUGUUCACCUGGCAUGGAAAUCAGUGUUCCUUUGAGCAGCAACAGCUAGCAGCAAAGGUUGCUGAAUUUUUAAGGCCAGGAGUUACUUUAAAGCAUGCUAAAGAAGGAACAGAAAGCUCAGCUUUCUGGUCUGCGCUAGGAGGAAAACAAGCUUACACCAGCAAGAAAGUUGUUAACGAGGUUGUCAGAGAUCCACAUUUGUUCACUUUAUCAUUUAAUAAAGGAAAGUUCAAGGUAGAGGAGGUUUACAACUUCACUCAAGAUGACCUGCUGCCAGAGGAUAUCCUUGUACUUGACACACAUGCAGAAGUGUUUAUUUGGGUUGGUCAUUCUGUGGACCCAAAAGAAAAGCAAAAUGCUUUUGAAAUUGGCCAGAAAUACAUAGAUAUGGCGGCAUCUUUGGAGGGACUAUCUCCACAUGUACCAAUAUAUAAAGUAACGGAAGGGAAUGAACCUUGCUUUUUCACAACAUACUUUUCAUGGGAUAAUGCAAAAGCUAUGGUUCAGGGAAACUCAUUUCAGAAAAAGGUGGCAUUAUUCUUUGGAAUUGGCCAUGCUGUCGAGGAUAAGUCAAACGGGUCAAGUCAAGGGGGACCAAGACAAAGAGCUGAAGCUUUGGCUGCCUUAUCUAAUGCAUUUAGUUCAUCAUCUGAGAAAGUAUCCAGUGCGACACAAGAUAGAUUGAAUGGUUUAAGCCAAGGAGGACCAAGACAAAGGGCAGAAGCUUUAGCCGCUUUAAACUCUGCAUUUAAUUCAUCAUCUGGGCCAAAGGCUGUAACUCCUAGGGCAUCUGGAAAAGGUCAAGGAUCACAAAGAGCAGCAGCGGUGGCUGCUCUUUCAUCUGUUCUUACUGCUGAAAAGAAGAAAAAUACACCUGAUGGGUCUCCUGUGACUGGCAAUAGUCCUCUCACUGAAAAUAGUCCCACUGUUCUUGCUGCAGAAACUAAAAGUGAUUCUUCAGAAGUUGAGGAAGUUGCAGAAGCCAAGGAAACAACAGAGGAACUUGCCCCUGAAACCGGUAGCAAUGAGGAUAUGGAAACAAAACAAGAAAACGUGGACGCGGCAAAUGAUAGUCAAAGGACGUUCAGUUAUGAAGAAUUAAAGAGCAAAUCUGUCAAUAUAGCUGGAAUUGAUCUUAAACGGAGAGAGGCCUAUCUGUCGGAGGAGGAGUUCAAUAAUGUUUUUGGAAUGGCAAAAGAAGCAUUUUACAAGUUGCCAAGAUGGAAGCAAGAUAUGCUGAAAAAGAAAUUCGAAUUGUUGGGGAGAAAUGCGCGUAAGAAACGCGUUUGGGUGGCUUUUAUGAAUGAUCCAAAAUGGAAGUUAUACGAGUACAUAGUAUUAAAAAGGUUAUUGUCUGGUCCCCGCCGACAGAAUUUGUCACUCUUGGCAAAGGAAGGUUCCUGA